Molecule: messenger RNA, 2256 nt
Organism: Rasamsonia emersonii CBS 393.64
Lineage: Eukaryota; Fungi; Ascomycota; Eurotiomycetes; Eurotiales; Trichocomaceae
Exons: 2
Coding region: 1-2256 (751 amino acids)
Source: RefSeq, a predicted model, not a curated record
AUGGCGCGUUCCACUCCCUCGUCACGACAACGCAACGCUCGGCGGCGGAAGAAAGACAGCACGGCGCAGGCAAUUGACUUCCUCAACACCCUGACGGCAUUCAACGAGGCGUCUUCCAGCAGCGAUGAGGACAUGAGCGAAGAAGAACCCUCCGCAGAGACACGGAGGGAGGAAAACCAUCCGCGCACGCCGUUAAAUGACCUUCCCAACGGUCCCGACGGGGAGAGGGCUGCAACGUCAUGGCGCGAUCGUUUACGUCGUCGUCCCCCACGUCAGUCGCGGGUAGAUAAUAUUUUUGAUAUGCCUCAGUCUCCUGAAGUCAACUCGUCUCCUGGGUUGAGGCGAUCAGCACGGUUGAACCGAUUUCGCUCCAUUGACAAUAAUCCCGAAACUACUGAUACCGAGAGACGCGUUGACCGCGGUGACACUGGCAGUAGCGAUAGUGAUGACGACGCCGUCUCUGAAAGCGACGUCUCAGGGUUCAGCUACAAGAUUUCACCAGGUACCCCUUCGCAUGACAGAGCAGACCAUGCCGAGGAAGCUGCUUCUGAAGCUGGAUCGUCUUCCGGAGAAUCCAGUUCGGAUCCACAAAUAAAGAGUGAGUCGAGCCAGUCAGCCAACCUAGAAGUUGUCAUACGCAGUCAGCCAGCUCGUCCGGACUCUGCAGAUGGCUCCGCGCCGGCACCGCCGCGGUCCCCAUCUCAGCAGCGGUCGAUUCCUGAGAGCCAUGGAGAUUCGGCAAGAAGCCGCAAGCGGGCCUUGGGUGGAGACGAUUCCGAGGGAGGAGCCUCUCCUCGCAGUGAAGCGAGUGACGAUGACAGUUCUAUAAUUAGGCCCUCGACGAGACAGCGACGUUUACGAAGUGCUCGCCGGACACCACCACCGCAGACCGACGUGCCAACCACACAGCAGUCAGCUCAGCAAAACUCCCAAGAUGGCGCUGUGACUUCACCGCAAAUUGUAUCCCGGAGACCAUCACCGCAGGUUAAUGUACCAAUUACACAGCAGUCAGCCCAGCAAAACGACGCAGAUGGCGCUGUGAGUGUGCCAGAAAGUGUACACAGGAGACCAUCACCGCAGACCAACGCGCCAGCCACACAUCAGUCAGAUCAGCAAAACUCCCAAGAUGGCGCUACGACAGUACCGCAAGCUCAGCAAAACGACGCAGAUGGCGCUGUGAGUGCACCGCAACCAGAGACAGUAACCAUAAAUGGAGUGCAAUACGAAAAAUGGGACGCCGAGGAUAUGGACAAAGAAGCAAAUGCGCAGGCGGAGAAUGAUGCAAGAAGAGCGCAGCCAGAAUCUCCAGAGGAUCGUCUAUUUACAGAGGCGUCGCGGGUCUUACAACAGCAGGAAAACUGGGCAGAUCUGGUCACGAACGCACGAUAUAUGCGAAAAGAAGGGGACUUGAUCAAGUCAGUCCGGUUCAGAAGCAUUGACGAUAUCAAGGAGCAUAUCUCGGGUCUAUGCACGCUCUAUGGUGAGAUACAAGAGCAGCGCUCGACAGGCAAUCGCGUCGACGUGGGUCUGCUGCACGACUCGGAGGCACGGGUGGAGAUGAUAUCCCACAAGGCCUUUCGCAUCCUCUCGAGGGUCCAAAAGCGGGCCACCUCGGGCGGUAACGCUGAGGAUCAACGGCAGGGCAAAGCGGACGCGCAGAGACUUCUGGAUCAGUUUCAGAUCGAUGUGAUCCCGCAUCUGGUGGAGGCGGCCCAGGCGUGUCUGAAAGCGCAUUAUACCUGGGGCUGGCUGACGGCCGAAGGCUUUGGCGCAGUACACAGGAUCUUGCUGGUGCUGUCGUCGAGCUGCGAGCGGAUCUUCACACUCAAGCGCAGUGGGAUCGUCUACGCCCAAGACCGCAGUCGAGCACUGCGGCCGACGCUGCGCAGCCUGCUCCGGGCGAUGGAACGGGGCGAGUUCGAGCAGCGGCUGCAGAGCUGGGCCGAACAGCAAGCUUAUCCGUCCACUUCCAGGACUGAGGUAAUUAACCUGGAGAGCGAUGACGACGAGCAGGAGGAGGAAUGGACUGAAGAUGAAGCGAUAGCGAUUCUGGACGGGCUGCGGAUGUUUCAAGGCCCGGACCGGUUCCGGCAGCUGGUGCAACGGUUUGGCGACCGACUUCGAGGGCGGACGAUGGCGGAGAUUCGAGCCAAGGCGCGGGAGCUGCGGGACAGCUACCUGGAUGCCAUGGGCGACUCGGCGGAAUUGCGGACGGAGCAUGGCCGGCGGCAGUUUGCCUGGCUGAUCAAUGUGUAG